GGCGUGGUGUGGUCACAAAAAAUUGCUUACCUGAUGAUCUCCAACCAUAUACAUUGACACCUAUGAGAAAUAGGAACUCUAUGAAUAGUAGAGGGCCUCUGUAUAACCUGAAGGCAACUUUCAAAUUUUCUGUGGAUCCUUCAUGGAAUAUGGCUGUAACAGCAAUGUCAGUUAUGCACUAUCUGAAGAUUACAAGGAUGUUGAAGAUAUUGAAGAAGCAGUGCAGUAGCAGCUACUAG
Messenger RNA from Acanthoscelides obtectus, 239 nucleotides. NCBI's taxonomy places the organism in Eukaryota, Metazoa, Arthropoda, Insecta, Coleoptera, Chrysomelidae. The record is from the annotation of a GenBank genome assembly.